GAGAAACGCGUAGACACUAGCAAUCAUGCGCCGUCGCAUAGUGAUGACGUUUUACGCCAAUCUUUACCCUUAAAUACAAACGCCAACCCACUGGAACAAGUCACAAGAGCUUGAGACCAGACGCUGCAGACAAUGGCACAGGCGGCAGACUCCAUCCUGCACAGCGGCUACUUCCACCCGACUCUCAGAUACUGGCAGACGUGUGCAUCAGACCUUAGACCUGACAAUCUCAUCUACCCCAUCUUUGUCACAGACAGUCCAGAUGCAGUGGAACCUAUUGCGAGCCUGCCAGGACAAGCAAGAUACGGUAUUAAUAAGCUAGAAGGAAUGUUGCGUCCGCUGGUGGAAAAAGGCUUGAGAUGCGUACUGAUUUUUGGAGUUCCUGCCAAAAUCACAAAGGAUGAUCGUGGCUCUGGAGCUGACACCGAUGACACUCCUGCUGUUCAAGCUGUGAAGAAACUGCGAGCUCUGUUCCCUAAUCUGGUGCUGGCUUGUGACGUGUGUCUCUGUCCGUACACGUCCCACGGUCAUUGUGGGAUCCUGCGUGAAGAUGGCACCCUGGAUAACGCAGCGAGCUGUAUGAGACUAGCAGAGGUGGCACUGGCGUACGCACGUGCUGGUUGCCACAUAAUCGCCCCGUCUGACAUGAUGGAUGGACGGAUCGCGGCCAUUAAGCAAACACUCAUAUCCAAUGAUCUUGGUAACAAGGUGUCAGUGCUGAGCUACAGUGCCAAGUUUGCGUCCUGUUAUUACGGCCCUUUCAGGGAUGCCGCUCAGUCCAAGCCAGCUUUCGGAGACAGACGAUGCUAUCAGUUGCCCCCUGGUGCCCGGGGACUUGCUCUGCGAGCCUGUGAGAGAGACGUGAAAGAGGGAGCCGACAUGCUGAUGGUGAAACCAGGGUUGCCUUAUCUUGAUAUUCUGAGAGAGGUUAAAGAUAAGCACCCGACACAUCCGCUGGCGGUGUAUAACGUGUCCGGAGAGUUUGCGAUGCUGUGGCACGGAGCACAGGCCGGAGCCUUCGACCUUCGUACAGCUGUCCUGGAAUCCAUGACCGCCUUCCGUCGGGCAGGAGCAGACAUCAUCAUUACUUAUUACACUCCUCAGCUGCUCACGUGGCUUACAGAGUGACAGGCGAACCAUCCUCAAAGAUUACUUCUGCUUUAUUCCAAAGGCUUUGCAACACAACGGGCAUUAAGAGUUGAUGUUAAAGAGACGAGUCACUGAAUUCUUUCAUAGAAAUGAUGAUUUUUUUUUUUUUUUACAUUGAAGUUCUUUGUGAGGAAAAAAUAUGCAAUAUAACGUAAUCCUGUCUAUUGUUACUGAGCUGUGAUGAUCAAAAAGUAAAUAUAGCAAACUAACACAUUCUGUUAGCAUUUAACAUGAUUACACGUCUUUGAUUUUUUUUUUAAAGCAUCUUUCAAAAAAUUUCAUUAAAUUAUUGAUGCAUAAAGUUAUACAAAUUAUGUUCAAACGUAAAAGAAUGCUUUUGUGUCGAUUCUGUCAAUUGAAUAAACACCAAUUUGUUUUGUAAAGUGA
Tachysurus fulvidraco (yellow catfish) is the source of this 1536-nucleotide messenger RNA. RefSeq names its product aminolevulinate dehydratase (gene alad). Gene Ontology annotation, molecular function: porphobilinogen synthase activity; zinc ion binding. Bases 133 to 1128 code for a protein of 331 amino acids. Gene Ontology annotation, cellular component: cytosol. The transcript is spliced from 12 exons. The record is from RefSeq and is a predicted model, not a curated record. NCBI's taxonomy places the organism in Eukaryota, Metazoa, Chordata, Actinopteri, Siluriformes, Bagridae. Gene Ontology annotation, biological process: heme biosynthetic process.